Molecule: messenger RNA, 1179 nt
Organism: Lithohypha guttulata
Lineage: Eukaryota; Fungi; Ascomycota; Eurotiomycetes; Chaetothyriales; Trichomeriaceae
Exons: 2
Coding region: 1-1179 (392 amino acids)
Source: RefSeq, a predicted model, not a curated record
AUGGCCGAUCCACACGAGGUGUUCAUACUGACUUUGCUCAAAUGGUUGGGAUUGCCUGCCGGUUUUUGCGAACCUAAACAAAAGCCAACUGGUCCGAUGAUUCUUAAGCGCAAGUCUGACGGGAAAAUGGUCAAGCUGGUGUGUCCCGAUUGUGGCCGAUUGGACUUUGGAAGUGCCCAAGGUUUCAUUAACCACUGCCGAAUCGGUCAUCAGAGGAACUAUGCUAGCCACGAUGCGGCAGCCGAAGGGUGUGGUGAGCCUAUAGAAGUUGACGAUGCAGGAUUAGUGAAAGAUGCUUCUGUUGUUUCUGCACCUCCUUCAGUGGUCACGACGCCGAUAGCCGUUACACCGUCUCCUAUCAUCGUUUCAGCGACAACUUCUAGCACACACCCUCUUGUGAAAACAGCACACUUGAUGUCCAAAGAUACUCUAGCUCGGCCGAUUGUCCAGGGAGGCUUCAUACCCAAGUCAGAACGCAAAUCUGCUAAGCCAAGGAUACGCUCGCCGCAAGUACAGAACUCAGAUACACCCCACUUGUCUGCGCUGGUUCAAAGUCGAGAAACUGGCAUCAAUCUCGAGGAAGCCGUUGCUGAAGCGAAGCGAAGAGAUGAUCUGCAUGAGGAAUGGGAAUUCGACGCAUUCGUGGACUUUGACUCACCAUUGCCCACGCCUAAGAAUAGCAGGCAUCCACAUGUUGCUGGUAAAAAGCCAAGUGGUAAGUCUGUCAAUGCUGGUAGCAAUGCUCGCAAACCAGCUGCACCGAACCAGGUUUGCGCGAGUAUGAGUGGUUCUCUUUCCGCUGUCCAGACCCCGGCCGAAGAACAGUCAUUCCACCACUUUAUGCCACUUGUUCCGUCUCCAACGAACGAGUCAACUCAAGCACCAAGUCUAAUCGACGACGACGAAGAGAUGGAUCCUCAAUCACCGCCCAGUUCUGAUGAGCACGACGAAACAGACGUGCACUUUGACAUUAGGGAUGAUGAUCAUACAGAAGAGCACCAUGAACUUCGUGGAUCUGAGAUGACCGCAAAUGCGACGCCAUGUUCACAAACUGCGACGACCGCGCCACCAUUUGCACGACCUCUAAGCUCGAAAGGUAGCAGAUCAUCAAACUUUGUGGCGGAGAACCCAGUACCGGAAGGUGAAGGUGACAAGAAGAGACGCAGAAUAGAACAAUAG